UUUAUGGCAUCGUAUUCAUUCAACGGAAGGUGAAAGUCUGCCGGUCUGCGCUAGCGUCUGAUAUCAAUGGCUUUCAGGGCUCAUUUUAUUUGAAUGUCUGGACUUUAUAUAAUUUCUCCCCUAAGAAACCAAUGAUGGAUAUCCUAUGGAUUUUAUGGACAUUACCCUCAGUCCUGGCUAUUGAAGAAAUGUUGAUGGACUCCACCACAGCGACCGCAGAGCUUGGCUGGACAGUAUAUCCAGUGUCCUCAACAGGUGACAGCAGUGUAAGCUGGGAAGAAGUGAGUGGCUAUGAUGAGAACAUGAACACCAUUCGUACCUAUCAGGUGUGUAAUGUCUUCCACGCCAACCAAAAUAACUGGGUGCGCACCAAGUAUAUCCGAAGAAGAGGGGCUCAGCGUAUUCACGUGGAGAUGAAGUUCUCAGUGCGAGACUGCAGCAGCAUCCCAGGAGUCCCUGGUUCCUGCAAGGAAACUUUCAACCUCUACUACUAUGAAUCAGACUAUGACACGGCCACUAAAGUCCAUCCUCCAUGGAUGGAAAACCCUUGGAUCAAGGUGGAUACCAUCGCAGCAGAUGAGAGUUUCUCGCAAGUAGACCUGGGCGGACGUGUGAUGAAGAUUAACACAGAGGUUCGCAGUUUUGGUCCCGUCUCCCGUAACGGUUUCUAUCUAGCCUUCCAGGACUACGGUGGGUGCAUGUCAUUAAUCGCUGUGCGGGUGUUCUACCGGAAGUGUCCUCGCACUAUUCGGAACGGAGCAGCAUUUCAGGAGACGCAUUCGGGAGCAGAGAGCACCUCACUGGUGUCGGCGAGGGGAGAGUGCAUCCCUAAUGCAGAGGAGGUCGACGUUCCCAUUAAACUGUACUGUAAUGGAGAUGGAGAGUGGAUGGUCCCUAUUGGCCGCUGUAUGUGUAAAGCGGGUCACGAGGCAGUGGAGAAUGGAACUGUUUGCAGAGCAUGCCCUUCAGGUUUCUUCAAGACAGCACAAGGUGACGAGAAAUGCCUGCAGUGUCCAAUCAACAGCCGCACAACCAACAACGGAGCCACCAACUGCGUAUGCCGAAAUGGAUAUUACCGCACAGACUCGGACCCCUUGGAGAUGCCCUGUACAACUGUGCCCUCAGCUCCUAAAAACGUCAUCUCCAGUGUAAACGAGACGUCGCUGAUGCUGGAGUGGAAUCCUCCGCGGGAAACUGGUGGUCGUGAUGACAUUGUCUACAACAUCAUCUGUAAGAGCUGCGGAGGUGGCAGAGGGGGCUGCACGCGUUGUGGGGACAAUGUUCAGUUCGUUCCUCGUCAGCUGGGACUCACAGACACCCGGGUCUUCAUAAGUGACCUGCUGGCCCACACCCAGUACACGUUUGAAGUCCAGGCUGUCAAUGGAGUAUCAGACCAGAGCCCUUAUUCACCUCAAUAUGCAUCAGUCAACAUCACUACUAACCAGGCUGCUCCUUCUACAGUGUCUAUCAUGCAUCAGGUCAGUCGCACCAUUGACAGCAUUACUCUCUCCUGGUCCCAGCCAGAUCAGCCCAAUGGGGUCAUACUUGACUACGAGCUGCAGUAUUAUGAAAAGGACCAGACGGAGCAUAACUCUUCCAUAGUAAAGAGUCAAACCAACACCGCAGUCAUCCGUGGCCUCAAACCUGGAGGCAUUUAUGUCUUCCAGGUCCGAGCACGUACGGUGGCAGGGUUUGGACGGUACAGUGGCAAGAUGUACUUCCAGACCAUGACUGAGGAGGAGUACAACACUAGCAUUCAAGAGAAGCUGCCUCUCAUCAUUGGCUCGGCGGCUGCUGGUCUGGUUUUCCUCAUUGCGGUGGUGGUCAUCAUCAUCGUUUGCAACCGACGUGGAUUCGAGAGAGCAGAUUCAGAAUACACAGACAAGCUGCCGCACUACACCAGUGGCCACAUGUCACCAGGAAUGAAGAUCUACAUUGAUCCAUUUACGUACGAAGACCCCAAUGAAGCUGUGAGGGAGUUUGCUAAGGAGAUUGACAUCUCGUGUGUGAAAAUCGAGCAAGUCAUUGGAGCAGGAGAGUUUGGAGAGGUGUGCAGUGGAAACCUAAAGCUCCCAGGAAAGAGGGAGAUGUUCGUGGCCAUUAAAACACUGAAGUCGGGUUACACAGAAAAGCAGAGGCGGGACUUCCUGAGUGAAGCAAGCAUCAUGGGGCAGUUUGAUCACCCCAAUGUCAUCCAUUUGGAGGGAGUGGUGACCAAGAGCAGCCCUGUCAUGAUCAUCACAGAGUUUAUGGAGAACGGCUCAUUGGACUCUUUCCUCAGGCAAAAUGAUGGGCAGUUCACUGUAAUUCAGCUGGUGGGCAUGUUACGAGGGAUUGGCUCUGGGAUGAAGUACCUUGCAGACAUGAAUUACGUACACCGGGACCUGGCCGCCCGCAACAUCUUAGUUAACAGUAACCUAGUUUGCAAGGUGUCCGAUUUCGGACUCUCACGCUUUUUGGAGGAUGACACAUCGGAUCCCACCUAUACCAGUGCCCUGGGUGGGAAGAUCCCUAUUCGAUGGACAGCCCCAGAGGCCAUCCAAUAUAGGAAGUUCACCUCCGCCAGUGACGUAUGGAGCUACGGGAUUGUCAUGUGGGAAGUAAUGUCGUAUGGAGAGCGGCCAUAUUGGGACAUGACCAAUCAGGACGUUAUCAAUGCCAUUGAGCAAGACUACCGGCUGCCACCUCCCAUGGACUGCCCCAGUGCCCUCCAUCAGCUCAUGCUGGACUGCUGGCAGAAAGACCGCAACAACCGGCCCAAGUUCAGCCAGAUUGUCAACAACCUGGACAAAAUGAUCCGUAACCCCAACAGCCUGAAGGCCAUUACUCCACUCUCAUCAGGUGUGCAUUUGCCCUUGCUUGACCGCAGUGUGCCCGACUUCUCUAGUUUCAACACUGUGGAUGAUUGGCUGGACGCUAUUAAGAUGGGCCAGUACAAAGACAAUUUCGCCAAUGGCAACUUCACCAGCUUCGACCUUGUUUCCCAGAUGUCCAUGGAGGACAUUCUCAGGGUCGGAGUGACACUAGCGGGUCACCAGAAGAAGAUCCUCAACAGUGUUCAGAUGAUGAGGGCCCAGAUGAACCAGAUCCAAUCGGUAGAGGUUUGACGACGCGUCCCGAUUAGACUGGGAGGAGGACAGGAGGAGCAGGCGAAGGGCCAACAUGAAGGGAUGGGGCAGCCACUACAGACCCUAAGCCUAUUUUCCUUCUGGACCACCUAGGAUAUCCACCUGCCCCCUCCUCCAAAACACUCUCGUUCUCCAUCUGUGUUAUCUGAAUUCCCCAUUAACCCCCAGACACCCUAAUGGGCUCGAUUCGGGAAAGCUGCGUCUGGAAAAUAUGGUCACAACACCUGAUCGUUUAGCUUUAGCCACCACCAAUCACAGGAUGACCGAUCAGUCUGCCAGCAAUAGGCUCCACCCCCUACUUCCCUUGAAUUUUCCUUACUUUCCUUCCAAUUGUUUUUUUUGUUAGUAUUUUUUUAAGCGUUUUUGUAAAAAAAAAAUUAAAGCUAUGAAAACACAAGUAAUCUAUAUAAAAUAUAUAGAUUGCUGUAAAAUUGUAGACUGAAUAUGGUGGACUGAAUCAAAAGGCUACCCUUUAAAAGGGCAAUGAAGAAACAGGAGAUAAAAAAACCACAAUACAUGCUUCUGAGAUUUUCUUUCUAAUAUUUUGGGAAAAUCUUGAAUAGAAAUACUUACUGUCUGCUCAAUGGAUACACAGGGGACAACCUGCGGAACCUUAAUCCCUCUCCCCUCACUGACAGCCGAGGGAAAAGUAUGUGAAAACCAUGAAAUGGGACUUCCUUUUGGCAGCCAGUACUGCCUUGAAGAAAAAUAUGAGAUUUUUUUGCAGUUUAAACUACAUCAACAUAAACAGACAGACAAAUGGAGAAAAAAAAGUCAAAAUAGUUAUCACAGUGUUGAAUAUGUGGUGCAGAUUCUUCAUUGCUAGGGAGGAAGAAAAAAUUAACAUUUUACAGAUGUCAUAAGAGCUUGCCAAAUAGAGCAUCAUCCCUUUGUACCUUGUCCUGUACAUAUCAGAUGCACUUGUGAGGUCGUCAGUACAAGCCUGAUGUAGUCCAACAUUUAGUUUCAGUUUCAGUAUUAGAUGGAUCUAUAUUGACAUUUGAUGGAUUUUCUUUCUAGUGUGUCCGUAUAUGACUUGAGGGGGUCAUCUUUUAUAUUCUUCCUCCUUUUUGUCAUGGGCUAAGAUGAUUUAGUUUGAAAGACGGCAUAAGAUACUCUCCCCCACAAAUUGUUCAGCAUGUUUUUUCCUUGAACUGUUUAGAGUGAAGGAUACCGAGUGCACGUAUGGUGUGGUCUUCACAUCAUCUACACUCUACUUUUAUGUUUGGAUCCCUGCUGUGUGUGUGUGUGUGUGUG
Messenger RNA from Carassius carassius (crucian carp), 4385 nucleotides. RefSeq names its product ephrin type-B receptor 2. Lineage: Eukaryota; Metazoa; Chordata; Actinopteri; Cypriniformes; Cyprinidae. Gene Ontology annotation, molecular function: transmembrane-ephrin receptor activity; protein binding; ATP binding. Gene Ontology annotation, biological process: axon guidance; central nervous system projection neuron axonogenesis; cell surface receptor protein tyrosine kinase signaling pathway. The record is from RefSeq and is a predicted model, not a curated record. The transcript is spliced from 16 exons. Gene Ontology annotation, cellular component: neuron projection; plasma membrane. Bases 132 to 3107 code for a protein of 991 amino acids.